Molecule: messenger RNA, 2292 nt
Organism: Betta splendens (Siamese fighting fish)
Lineage: Eukaryota; Metazoa; Chordata; Actinopteri; Anabantiformes; Osphronemidae
Gene: utp4
Product: UTP4 small subunit processome component
Exons: 17
Coding region: 151-2205 (684 amino acids)
Biological process (GO): maturation of SSU-rRNA from tricistronic rRNA transcript (SSU-rRNA, 5.8S rRNA, LSU-rRNA)
Cellular component (GO): 90S preribosome; small-subunit processome; t-UTP complex
Molecular function (GO): protein binding; RNA binding
Source: RefSeq, a predicted model, not a curated record
CGCACUUCCGCUUCCUCCAGUGCGUUCACUGCCGGUUCAAAGGCCCCCACGUGGUUGUUGGUGUUGUCGGGUGUGCGUUGCAAAGUGUGGAGUUACAAUCCAAAAGUCUCCAGUUAGUCACAAGACUCUGCACGUAAGUGAGACGUGGACAUGGGGGAGUUCAAGGUGCACCGGGUUCGGUUCUUUGACUACAUGCCCAGCGCCAUCAGAACCAUGGCGUUCAACAGCCGCUCGGAGCGGCUGGCUCUGGCCCGGGCCGACGGCGCCGUGGAGCUCUUCAACUUCGCUGACAACUACUUCCAGGAUAAGGUGAUCCCGGGACGGGAGGGCAGGGACACCGAGGCUCUGUGUUGGGUGGGCCGGCGCCUGUUCAGUGCUGGCUUAAAUGGAGAGAUCACGGAGUACGAUCUGGAGAAGCUGAGACCCCGAUACACAGUGGCGGCCUUCGGCGGAGCCAUCUGGACCAUGAGCAGCAACAGCCAGGGAAGCCUGCUAGCGGUUGGCUGCGAGGAUGGGACCGUGAAGAUAUUCGAGGUGCUGGAAGAGACCAUUCGACAUCAGAGAAAUCUUGCCCGACAGAAAGGUCGUAUUGUAUCGCUGUCCUGGCAUCCCUCCGGUACUCUCAUUGCUGCUGGAAUGAUGGACAUGAUCCAGAUCUUUGAUGCUGAGACAGGCCAAGCUACACACAGACUGCUGGUGGAGAAACGUCUCCGAGCAUCCAAGAGCGUGGAGGUGGUGGUUUGGAGUGUCGUGUUUCUGUCCGACCACACAAUAGUCAGCGGCGACUCUGCGGGAAAGGUCCAGAUGUGGGACGGUUCGACAGGAACGCUGAUCAGAACCUACUUGGUCUCCAAGUGGGAUGUUUUGGCUCUCGCUGUGUCGCAGGAUGAGAGGAGUCUGGUAGCCGGGACCUCUGAGGGUACCGUCAUCCAGUUCCAGUUCCUCUCCACUGUGGACCAGCAGCCCGAGGAGUGGAUUCGAACCAGGACCUUCAAAAACCACUCGCAUGAUGUGAGGGCGCUCGCCCACACAGAGACGGCUGUGGUUUCAGGGGGUAUGGAUGUGCAGCUGGUGGUGAGACCCCUACUGGACAAGGUGGAGAGGAACACCCAGGAGGCAGCGCUGCGCAAAAUCGCUUUCCCACACAGAAACUUAGUUUGCUGUGCGAAGAAGGCGGGACUGCUGCUGUUCCAGUUCCCUGAGCACUUAGAGGUGUGGAGACUGGGGGAGAGCGACGGGCACGCAGGAAGGCCGGGCGACAGGCUGCCUGUGAAGAGGAAACCAGAGAAGCUGAUCGAACUGAAGAGGAAGGGAGAAGACCACAUCUGCUGCAGCGCUCUGUCUCCGUGUGGUGGCUGGAUAGCGUACUCCACUGUCUCCGGUGUGCGACUCUACAGGUUCCAGCACAACAACAACAUCAGAAUCAGCAAGGUGUCCAGACUCCCCAAGGUCCUCUGCUCAGUCCAGCAGCUCUGCUUCUCAUCAGACUCCUCUAAGCUUUUCGCAUCCACCAGCCAUUCUUCACUCAUAGUUGUUGGCCUGAACCAGUCCGAGUGCAAAUACCUUAACACUCUUAAACCCAAGUCUGACUCCAGACAACCAGUGCACCUGCUCGCUGCCAGUGAUGAUGGCCGAUGGCUCGCUGCAGCCAACACAGACUGUGAGAUUCACGUGUACAACCUUGAGAAGAUGAAGAUCCACUGCUCGGUCCCGAUUCACAGCUCCUGUCCCACGGCCAUCGCCAUCCACCCAGUGACCAGCAGCCUGGUCGCGGUGCACGCUGACCAGCAGAUCUUUGAAUACUCCCUGGAGCUGAAGGAGUACACAGAGUGGAGCCGCAAGCUGCAGAAACAGGGGCUGCACUCUCUGUGGUUGGAGAGGGACACGCCUGUCACCCACAUCACCUUCAACCCCAGAAACCCAGCACACAUUGUUCUGCACGACGCCUUCAUGUUCUGCAUCAUUGACCAGAGUCUGCCUCUCCCUGAAGCAAAGGCUGUCCUGUACAAUCAGAUGACGCUGAGGAGCCUCCCUGAGUCAGACAGGCCCAGACACAGCCACGCCUUCAAGAUCUGCAAGAGUUUCCAGCACCUCAUGUGUGUCAGCCUCCUGGACGACCAUUCUCUGGUUGCAGUGGAGCGCCCCCUGCAGGACAUCAUGUGUCAGCUGCCUCCACCUGUCCGACAGAAGAAGUUUGCCACAUAAAAAAGAAACUCUGUUUUAACUCCCACAUCAGCUUCGUUUUCAACAACUGUGUGUUUGUCAAAAUGUUUUGAUAAAGUAUUAAAUGCA